UAACGAUUGGUGAAUAAUAAAUAUAUAUGAAAAUAGAACACUUGUGUAUAAAUACGACGAAAAACGUACUUUUCAUAAUAGUUGGCUUUAAAAAAUCACACAAGUUACAUCUUUAUUUUUCAUUAAGUCCAUAGUGCCCGAAACCAAAUUUUAUUGUAAAAUGUCUAUGGUGCCAUUGUUCUUCCGAGAUUGGUGGGAAGAUUUCGAACGUGAGCGAUUACCAAGACGAUUAUUGGACCAACACUUUGGUCUAGGAUUGCAUAGAGAUGAUCUUUCCAAUUUAACGUCUACUCUUACUUCUCCUUCUCUGAGAUCAGCUGCAUACUAUAGACCAUGGCAAGGUGUACUUAACAGACAAAAUAGUGGUACGUCCAACCUUAAGUUUGAUGACAAACAAGUACAAGUUAUAUUGGAUGUCCAACAAUUUGGACCCGGUGAGAUAACAGUUAAAACAUCAGAAGGAGCAGUGAUUGUUGAAGGAAAACAUGAAGAAAAACAAGAUGAGCAUGGUUUUAUAUCCAGACAAUUUAAAAGAAGAUAUUUAUUACCUAAAGAUGUGGAUAUAGAACAAAUUGUUUCAAGUUUGUCUUCAGAUGGAAUACUAACAGUUAGCGUUCCUAAAAAGGAAAAACAAGUAACAAGUGAACGUAGUGUACCAAUUAUUCAAACAGGAAUACCAGCAGUAAAAGCAGCUGAAACAGUGAAAAAUGAUGAAACUCCCUUAGUUACUGAGAUUAAAGUUGAACAUCAAUAAUUUGAUUUAUUUUUAUUUACAUAUUAUACCAAUAAUGUAUUUUUAAUGAUGGUUUAUUAAAAAAAAUCUUUCAUAAAUCAA
Molecule: messenger RNA, 835 nt
Organism: Rhopalosiphum maidis (corn leaf aphid)
Lineage: Eukaryota; Metazoa; Arthropoda; Insecta; Hemiptera; Aphididae
Product: protein lethal(2)essential for life-like
Exons: 3
Coding region: 161-754 (197 amino acids)
Biological process (GO): response to heat; protein refolding
Molecular function (GO): protein folding chaperone
Source: RefSeq, a predicted model, not a curated record